Messenger RNA from Hibiscus syriacus, 572 nucleotides. RefSeq names its product ethylene-responsive transcription factor 8-like. NCBI's taxonomy places the organism in Eukaryota, Viridiplantae, Streptophyta, Magnoliopsida, Malvales, Malvaceae. The transcript has a single exon. Gene Ontology annotation, biological process: regulation of DNA-templated transcription. Bases 48 to 557 code for a protein of 169 amino acids. The record is from RefSeq and is a predicted model, not a curated record. Gene Ontology annotation, molecular function: DNA binding; DNA-binding transcription factor activity.
AUCCACCUUCCUUAAUUACUGCUCAAGGGGGAGAGAAAAAAAAAAGCAUGGCUCCGAAAUCGAAACAGGUUAACCCGAAUCCCGACACGACUACCAACGAGAUCCGUUACCGCGGUGUUAGAAAGCGUCCAUGGGGCCGUUACGCGGCUGAGAUCCGUGACCCGAGGAAAAAGGCCCGAGUCUGGCUCGGUACAUUCAACACUGCCGAGGAGGCAGCGCGCGCUUACGACGCGGCGGCACGGGAAUUCCGUGGCGCCAAGGCCAAGACAAAUUUCAUCUACAGUACCGUUAACGAUAACGACCCAACCCGCAGCACCGUGGAGUCAUUUUCUCCGCCACCUUUGGACCUCACACUCCCCGGCGGAUCUCAUUCGCCUCCCUUGACGAAGAAGAAUCCGGUGUUUUUGUUCGAUGUCUUUACUUCUGCCGGUAAGAUCAUCUCCGACGCAGGCGGGGCCGAAAGCGACUCCGAUUCGUCAUCGUCGGUUGUUGAUUUUGAACAUGGGGUGCGGCCGAGAGUGUUUGAUCUUAACCAGUUGCCUGCUGAAAUGUUUUGAUUUUUCUGUUCUUUU